UCCCCAAACGCCAUUGCUGGUGUAAAGUCGAUAUUUUGUGAUGUUUUUAUUCGCCAUCAAAACAAGUUUAUAACGAUGUAAACUACUAUCGCGGAAACCUAAAUAAAAGUGAUAGGCUCAGUUAUGAUGUCUUAGAUGCCCAGUACCAAUAGUACUAUGCCUCUAAUCGAAUAUGGAUACAACAAUACCCGAGUCCCAGGGCAACUGGGCGGGGAAAUCCAACAACCCGAUGUACAGCCUGCAUCGCAUCAUGCACUCAACACAGCAUAUAACGACCUGAAAAAACGCUACAAUGAUCUCGAACAAAAGAAUAAAACGUUGUCAAGAAAACUAAAAGAACUCCAGCGGCCUGAUGGCAUACGCACAUCGUCUCUCUCUAGUGUUGAUUUGACACCGACUGCGUCUAGAGAGAGCUCACCCCAAAUUUCUGGGUCUGCUUUUUCGGCAAAUGGUGCAGUGACGUCAUCAGAAGAGCAGUUGGUGAAUGUGACUCUUCAGCAGUUGGAAGGAAAGCUUUUUAAGCUUCAGGAACAUGAACAAAAAUUACUUGAUGAGAAAGUUCGUUUGACGGACCGAUGCCAAAAUGUUGAGAGAGCAAAUGCUACAUUAUCGUCCGAAAAUAUCGAGAUUAAAAAAGCACAACAGUCUUUUUUCACACAGUUCAAGGCGCGAGAAAAUGACUGGCUGGAUAAAAAUGCCAAGUUGGAAAAUGAGAAUGAACAGUACAUGCGUCAAAAUAUUAGUUUGGAAAAACGCUUCAAGUUUUUAGAAAAGCUGUUGAAAGAACAGAAAGUGAAGAAUUCUUACUUAGAGGAGGAAUAUUUGUUGUCGAAGUCUGAACUGCAGGAAGAGGUGUCCCACUCCCACAUUGGUGAUGAAAAUGAAUCUGUGAUUGAAGAAUUAAAGGGCACUGUCCAUCAGUACCACGUCGAGCUGCGUGACCUUCUCAAUGUCGUCUGUGAUCAGAAGAAGCUUAUUGAUCAGCUCCUGAGUCGGGAGGCUGAUCGAAAUAGUAUCCUUAGUUGCCAUAGGAGGCGCUCCAGAGAUUCGAGUGCAAUUUCCAGUGCUGCCACGUCACAUGGUGCUCGGCCAAAGACAUCCCAGCGGUCGCCUUCCUUCAAGUCGAAACCAGCGUCCUCGCAGCAGGAGGCUGGCUCUGAUAACCCCGACCAGGGGGCAUCAGUUAACUUGCCACAGAAGGAAAUGCUGAAUCCGUAUGAUGGGGUCAUGCAUGAUAAGUAUCACCGACGUUCGACGUCCCAGGGGUCAUAUGAGGCGCGUAGCUUUCAUGGCAGUUCUGGCAAGAAUGGAAGUGAUGUUGAUAAAUCGUGCAAUGAGUACGGGAACCAGUCGUAUAAGGGUGAGGCGAUGGAAAACUGGCUGGGACAGUUGAGCAUGGCCCGGAACGAUUCAUUGGAACAUUUGAAUGAUGACAUGGAGGAUGUAUUUGGCAAUUUGGAUGUUUUGGAUAAUUUAGAUGAUAAUACGGCUGUCGAUCAGGAUCGUGAGGGAAGAUCCCCAUCUGGUGCUACCGCCAGGCCUGGUCUUUACCCAUCAAGUACCCUGCCACGUCAAAGCCACAGACUGACUGUGCAGGACAUGCAAGGCUUCAACACUGGGAAUAGCUUGAACGUGCAGGCUGCUCAUCCGCGUAGCACGAGUGCAGAUCGGGACCGUGAUUCUCGUCGCAGUUCUGCUGGUGUUAUGAAUUCAGAGUUGGAGAAUCGCUAUCGUCCCAAUAGUGCCUCACAACAGCCACGCCCGCUAAAUAUUGAGCGCAACGAGGAUGUCACAAACACUCGUCGUAUUUAUGACAACACCUCUCAAAAUGUUAACUUGAAUGUGCAGACGGAUAAGAAUCGGCCCGAGCGCCCAGAUAAUUUGAUUCUGAACAAUGACCCCCUUGUCGGUCACAAAGUCAUCCCCAACAGGAAUAUCUAUCGCGAGGAGGAAUAUAUGAAAGAAGGCCGCCAGGUUGCAGCCACGCUUGCUGAGGCCAUGCACACGUGUCCGAUGUGUAAUGUUGACUUCCCAACUUCGGCAAUGUCUAUGGAAGAAUUCCAGCAACAUGUUCUGGAAUGUUGCGAUUCAACGGAACCGGCACUACAGCCUUCACCUCUAGUGUCAGGUGGUGCCAGGUUGACUGUGGAGGCUCGCAUCUGUCCCGUUUGUAACAGCGAGUUUCCAUUCUUGAUUGACCAGAAAGAUUUUGAGGACCAUGUGAACGGACAUUUUGAGGAGGAGGAGAGAAAUCGUUUUGAAAUGAUUGAACCAUGAUUGUGGAACCUUAUGGAGUGGCUUGAUAUUAAAAAAAGACUUUGUCGGUGAUGGGGGCAAGGGAAGGCAAUCACGUUAAAUCUGAUUCUGUCCAUCCCUGAAAUUUCUAAGAUCUGAGAAAUGUCCUUGAUGAAAUAAGGACUGAAACCAUAUAGAAUUCAGCAUUAAAGAAAAAUCAAGUUGUCUUGACUGGGAUUCGAGCUUCGGAUCUUCAGAUGGCGAGUCUAAUGCUCUCCUGUCCUGAUUGAGCUAUCAAGGUUCCCCAAAUUAUCUGUUCAAGUGUGAUCCAUGAUCUCUUAGACCCUACAUUAUGAGCAUGUGGGGUGUUAGGAAGUACAUGUAACUAGCAUUCACAAUUAUGUAGAAUUCACACUCAGAUUGUAAGUCUUGUGAAUUUGUAGUUGUAUUUUUCAGAAUAAUGUUGUGGCACUCGUAUCAACUCAAGCGCUUCCUCAUCUAUAUUUUGAUCACUAAUAAAUCAGAAGAACAGCCUUUUUUCUGCAUUGUAAGUCCGUCAUCUUUUAUUUAGAUUUUGUGUGUGUGGGCCAUCAUUAUCUAGUCAUGUUGCUUUGUUAAACGCAUAGAUGGAGGGGCCAAAUAUUUUCUAAAUUGUCUGGGCAGUGUAUAAUGUAUAAAUUUGGCUUUGGUUGUGUCUGAAAAUCUCGGGAAUGGUCCAUACUUUCAGGCAGGAUAUGGACAGACCUCGGUCAUGGUAGGUCAAUCCAGAUAUAUGUGUAUAAAAGAUACUGUUGUAUAUAAUAUGAAUUAUUUCCUUAAUCAAUGCAAACUCGAGUAGUAUAAUUGCUUGAUGGGCACAUCAAAUGCUGUAAAGUGCUUCAUUUACGUGAGUUGAUUCAACAUAAAUUCGAAAGGCACAAAACUCAUGUGUUUGUUCAUUUAGCUAUGACAUGUGAGAUACUACAUGUAUUGAUAAUCUUGCUUAGCCAAAGAAUUGUUAAUAUAUAAUUUGUUUGUCAAUUUUCGUGAUAUACAUGUACUGUGCCAGUAAUUGGCAGUGGAGUGUGCUUGAUGAUACAUGUAGGUGAUUUAUUGCUUACAUGUAUGAAUAUAAUUACAUUUCAAAAGGUUUAAAAUAAUAAAAAAUUGUGAAUUUUUUUCAGACUUUUUUCGCAAAUUGGUAUUUGGAACUCUUCAGCCACCCUUAUACCCCUAAGGUUUUUGCAUCUUAUCAAGAUUUACAUUAUGUUCAUAAAGAUAUACCGCAGCUUCAUUUAAAGGGAGUACAAGAGCACGAGGUUCAGGAUGCUAGUGUAGGCCUAUGAGAUAGAUCAGUGUUGUAGGACAAGCUAACUGCUCACAAAAUGCGUUGUUGAGGGAAGGAAUUUGUUUCACACUAGGCUUUUAUGCAGUGUAAGAUAAGAAUGCUUUUAUGGUGCAUCAAAUCAAGUAUCGGUAAUAAAAUAUUGUAAGAGAUAA
Messenger RNA from Lineus longissimus, 3714 nucleotides. RefSeq lists its product as uncharacterized. Bases 136 to 2277 code for a protein of 713 amino acids. NCBI's taxonomy places the organism in Eukaryota, Metazoa, Nemertea, Pilidiophora, Heteronemertea, Lineidae. The transcript is spliced from 4 exons. The record is from RefSeq and is a predicted model, not a curated record.